AGACGGUUUAGUGCAUUCACGUGACACCAUGUUUGUAUAGAUGAGCGAGUCCUAAAACCGUAACAUGUUUAGAAUCAGUCUCUCAGUGUUUAUGAUGGUGGUGUGUCUGCUGUAUUUACUGCUCCAAAGCUCUGUGUAUGGCUUCUGUCGGAUUUUGCUCCGAGUCUAAUAGAAUUUGACAAAUAUACUCGAUUUCAGCUUCUCAUAUUCCAUCGCAUUUCCUCACUCCAAGCAGGAGUCUUGCUCUUCGGCCAUCUCUCAAAAGUCAUUGUCUUCCGCGCCCAGUCCCCUUCUUACUUCACCAUCUAUCCUUUACUCUCUACUGCAUUUGUCUUAGCGUUAUCUACUCACUCACUGGCGUCAUUCCUAUCCCCCAUCCUUUCAUUCACAAAAAUCGGCCGUUUGAAUCCAACGCCAAGAUGAAGAUUCUUCACCUAUUGUUGUAUACAAUCCUAUACCCUUCGCUUUUUAUGACACUCGGGCGUGCAACUACCCUUGGAAGUGAGCCCUUUCACGAAGUCGAAGCAGAUCUCGACUUGGUAUCAAUGCUCAACCUUAAGUCGCAAAGGCAGGACGCGAUUUUCACAGAAGCAGUCGAGCUCCUCAAAUCGGCUGAACUAUCUGCAUCCUGCAAUCGAAUGGCUGCCGGGAAACUCGUUACAACAUGCCAAUCGAUAGGACGAAAGCCGAAAACUUCAGCUGAUCCUGGCACGUACAAUACUCUGGAUUACGUUCGCUCGCUUUACGCAGCGAGGCUUGCUAUAUGUGAGAUCACAGGAGCGGGGUCUUCCAUCCCGUCCUCCUGCCUCUCGGUAAAUGCUUCUCCUUCUCAAAAGAGAGCAUUUUGGCCCUUCUAUUCAAAGGAAACCAGUGCAGACAGCGAUACCGAGAACGUAUCGCGGAGCGACUUGGAACAUUGCCUCCAGUCACUGGAGUCGCGACCUCAAUGGUGGACUUCUUACAGCAACAGCAGGCAGAAUGCCGUAGUUAUCUGCCAAGCAUCAAGAGCCGAGAAAGAGAAGGAGGAGAUUCUCGAACUCUACAAGGCUAUGCUCCAAAGCGCAGGCAGAAUGAACCAUGGUUUAUGGGAUGCAUUGCGAAUGGCAGCUGAAGAAUCUGCUAGGUACAGGGCCUUUGCAGAGGCGACAGAGCGUUUGAAGAAUGGAAUCUUGCGUGAUCUGGAGGAGUCAAAAUCAACUUUUCAAACCACUUUUGAACUGGUAGCUCAAGGCUUCGAAACUCAAUAUAGGUCAUUAGCCGAGACUCUCACCUCGACACUGGGAAAUCUUCAAAGGGGCGUGACGGGUCUUGAGAAGGACAUUCAGAGCUCGUCAAGUGAGAUCAACAGCCUACGCCAGGCUCUGAGAGCUGUCCACAAUGAAACCCUCCGAAGAAGCGAUGAGAUCGCCUGGACGCAAAAACAAAAUACCGCGAUGAACAGCGAACUUGCUCUGUCUCUCAAGUCACAAUUGCAAUCAGUCACGGAGAACGAAAUUGCUAAGCUCGGUGAGAAUGUGGGAGAUUUCAGCACCUCUCUGGAAUGGCUCCAAGGAAGAGUGGGACAAAUGCUAGAGCAAGGGGAAAGCGCGUCUAAGGUUGGUAUCUCCUCUACUGUGUAACUCAUGGAUGAAUCUAACUCGUUAGCAUCUGCGGAGUUUCGAAUCAUCACUUGAUCAGUCCCAACUGCGUGUUGAAAGUAUACACAAGGCUGAACAGCAUAUUUACGAGAUUACCGGCGCCCUAUCGCAGCUAAUAGACGGCUUACAAAUCCAAACAAAGAUUUCAACUGCUUUCAUUGAGCAAGGAGCUUCCAAAGCCGCCGACCUCGUUGCAACGAUCGAUGAAGGGUCGAGAAAAUACCAAGCGUUCAUUGGCAUCUUCGAGAUGGUGUUUGGAUCCUACUCGAGCUCGGUACUGUGGAUUUGUCUUCUCGCCAUUGUUCUGGUUACAGCCAUCGUAUCAAUGACACUCUGGUGUGUUUGUAGGCGGCCCUCGCAUGCUUCAAGAGGCUCGCCUACUUCAGAUCACGACGACCCACCACCAACGUGUUUCGAUCUUGUCGCCUAAAACCGAAAGGGCUAUUUCGAAUUUGAGUUCCGACCUGGACGUGAAACGCCUUACGACUUAUAUUGCAUAUGAUAUCCUCAUCAUCCAUUUAUACAAAAACAUAGCAUGAUUUUAAAUUUGCUUUUUGCUGGCGUCGGACCGUGUUUUAUACUUCGCAUCGGCUGUCCAAUGACAAUCCGAGAACAUGCUGGCAGACCUCGGAAUCUCACUCCUUUGUUUUCGAAAUUGAUUAAACUCGGAU
Molecule: messenger RNA, 2308 nt
Organism: Aspergillus calidoustus
Lineage: Eukaryota; Fungi; Ascomycota; Eurotiomycetes; Eurotiales; Aspergillaceae
Source: the annotation of a GenBank genome assembly